Molecule: messenger RNA, 1651 nt
Organism: Marmota flaviventris (yellow-bellied marmot)
Lineage: Eukaryota; Metazoa; Chordata; Mammalia; Rodentia; Sciuridae
Gene: Mfsd2b
Product: MFSD2 lysolipid transporter B, sphingolipid
Biological process (GO): carbohydrate transport; lipid transport
Cellular component (GO): plasma membrane
Molecular function (GO): symporter activity; sphingolipid intramembrane carrier activity
Source: RefSeq, a predicted model, not a curated record
UGGAGCUGCUGCACGAUGGCAGCGCCCCCUGGAUCCCCAUCUGCCCAGGCUGCAGAGGCGCCGCUGUCCCAGCCCGGGGAGCAAACGGUGGAGAUGGGCUCGGUCAGCAGAACUGGUCGUCUCUCAUUCUGUACGAAGGUGUGCUAUGGCUUUGGUGGGAUCCCCAACCAGGUAGCUUCCAGCGCCAUAGCCUUUUACCUACAGCUGUUCCUGCUUGAUGUGGCACAGAUUCCUGCUGCCUACGUGUCACUUGUCCUGUUUGGAGGGAAGGUGUCUGGGGCAGCUGCCGACCCUGUAGCUGGAUUCUUCAUCAACAGAAGCAGGAGGAGAGGGUCUGGACGACUUAUGCCCUGGAUGCUCGGCUGCACACCCUUCAUCGCCCUGGCCUACUUCUUCCUGUGGUUCCUGCCCCCCUUCACCAGCCUGCGUGGCCUCUGGUACACCACCUUCUACUGCCUGUUCCAGGCCAUGGCCACGUUCUUCCAGGUGCCCUACACAGCGCUCACUAUGCUCCUCACCCCCAGUCCCACGGAGCGGGAUUCUGCUACCGCAUACCGGAUGACCAUGGAGAUGGUGGGGACACUGAUGGGAGCCACUGUCCAUGGGUUCAUUGUGUCUGGUGCCCACCGGUCCAACCACUGUGUGGACACUGAGCUCCCAGUGCCUGCUGCUAUCUCCCCGGAUGCCACUCGUCUCUACUCCAUUGCAGCCGCUGUGGUGGUGGUGACUUACCACGUUUGCAGCGGUUUGCUCUGCCUAGGGGUGAAGGAGCAGCCAGAUCCUUCUGCCUCUGCUUCAGGCCAAGGCCUGGGCUUCCUGGCUGGGCUGGGCCUCACUGCCCGGCACCCACCCUAUCUGAAGCUAGUGGUCUCCUUCCUGUUCAUCUCAACUGCUGUUCAGGUGGAGCAGAGCUACCUGGUCCUGUUCUGUACUCAUGCCUCCCGGCUCCAAGACCACGUCCAAAACUUGGUGCUCAUCAUCCUGGUCUCAGCUGUGCUGAGCACCCCCUUGUGGGAGUGGGUUCUCCAGCGAUUUGGGAAGAGGACACCAGCCUUCGGGAUCUUUAUGAUGGUGCCUUUUGCAAUCUUACUGGCUGCUGUACCCACAGCACCUGUGGCAUAUGUUGUGGCCUUUGUCUCUGGUGUGAGCACUGCUGUGUCCUUGCUGCUACCAUGGUCCAUUCUGCCAGAUGUGGUGGAUGAUUUCCAGCUGCAGCACCGGCACGGCCCUGGCCUAGAGACCAUCUUCUAUGCAUCCUAUGUUUUCUUCACCAAACUUUCAGGCGCUGGAGCCCUGGGCAUCUCCACCCUCAGUCUGCAGUUUGCAGGAUAUAAGGCAGGAGCCUGCAAGCAGGCAGAGGAAGUAGUGGUCACCCUCAAAGUCCUCAUCGGUGCUGUGCCCACCUGCAUGAUCCUGGCUGGUCUGUGCAUCCUCAUGGUUGGCCCCACUCCCAAGGUGCCAAGUCAGGACACCUCCCUCCAGCUAAGCCUUCGGAGGAGGACCAGCUACAGCCUCGCUUAAAAUUUGAAGGACACACACCUGUAAUCCCAGCAACCCCAGGAGUCUUGAGGCCCACAGCUAUGGAGUCAGCUGACAGUGGACGGAUCCUCUGAAACCCAUUCACAAAUGAAAAAAACAUUUGCUCUUUGAC